UUAUCACUAGUUUCAACUGAAAUGUGAUUACUCAAGGUAAUUCUAACAACCGUUUAACCUUUAAAAAAUUCCAAAUUAACCACCACGAAUUAAUCUAAUGGUGUCACCCUGUUAACCAGUCCACCUGCAGUUUUUAUUUUAUCCCUUUUCUCUGAAUGGCCAUUUGUAUAUGUCAUUCUCAAACUCGGAGCCUCCCAUUUAUCCAGCCCACACCUCCCUCCUCCUCCUAUCAGUCUCUUUAUUUUACUUCGGUCAUUGCAGCUGAAUUCCAGGUCGCACAUUGGAUGUCAUUUGAACUGGUCUAUGGGUAACAACUCGACUGGAAGGCUUUAAAAAGAAUACAGGUGAAGUUUGACGGCCAUUGGAAUAAAGACAUGACAUGACAACUCAUUGCCGUUGACUAGUAAUCCAGAUUGAGAAUGAAGGGGCAGGAGGUCUGGGCAGUGGUCAUUUGUGGCUGCUUUUUGCUGCUGCUUCAGCCAUGUGGGUGCCAGGUAAAAACCUGUCCGGCGGAGACAAGAAGACCACAGCUACAAACUGCAAAUUCAACAUUAACCCAGCUAAACUUUAACAGUGGCUUUAUGUCUCCAAUUGUAAAUUCUUUCCUGGACUCUGUCAAGAGCCGCCCUUUCCCUAAAGAUCUGCUGAUAGGAAUGAUACAAAACAUGGCUGUAGCACAGGACUCGAUUAAAAAGGUUUUGGAAUAUGAGAUAGGUUUCCUGGUCUGCGUGGCUAUCGGGAUCCUCUACAUCAUCCUCAUGCCUCUAAUUGGUCUAAUCUUCGCCUGCUGUCGUUGCUGUGGUAACUGCGGAGGCCGCAUGUACCAGAAACAGACGUCGAAAAUGAAUUGCAAGAGGAGAACCUUUUACUGGUUCACAUUUUUCAUCACAGUAAUAAUUUUGGCAGGGAACAUUUGUAUGUUCAUAAGCAGUACAAACACUUCAGAAACUUUGAAGCGCACCCCUACAGAACUUUCAAGCAUAUUAGAUGAUGUUAAAAGCUAUCUUGCAACUGUUCCAAAGCAACUCCAACAAGUGGUGGAUGAGAGUUCUGCAACUGUGGAUGAAGUACAAAAUAACUUAAAUGGGUCUUUGCUUGGCACAUUUAUCCAGAACGGUCUUGCAGAUCAUCUCAGCCCAGCACUGAACUCCAUUACAGAUUUAGCCCAAGUAAUAAACAGCACCGGCGUUUCACUGAAGCAUGUUAAUAAAACUUUGGAGCAGCUGACACCAAAGGUGGAUGACCUACGUCGUAAUUUAUCUGCGGUACAGCAGCGGAUCAACAACACGCUGCAUUCGGGCUGUGUAGACUGUACAUCCCUUCAGACAGAUGUAGACAAACUAACCCUGGAUACAGAUCUCAAUUUUCCUGAUCAGAAUGACCUGAUGUCUGCUGUAAACAAAGCUGAGAAUGCUGAUGUCAUCGGACAAGCAAAUAAGGGGAAAGAGUUUUUUGACAGUAUUCCAGAAAAGGCGAGAAACGCGACCAAGGAGAGUGUGCAGGUGGCUCUAUUGGAGCUUGAUAAAGUAAAAUCCCAGAUUGCAGGUGUGACUAAAGGCCUUCCUCUGAAUGCACUGGAUAUGAUAUCAAGCCCACUUAAUAAAACACAAACAUAUAUUUCAACAUAUUCUUCAUACAUACAGCUGUCCAGUCAAAUCAGCCAGGCUAUUGGAUUGGUCCUGAGCUGUCUGAUUUUGCUUGUGGUGGUUUGUAAUCUUCUGGGUCUGCUGCUGGGUGCGGCUGGACUGAAAUCUUACGAUGACCCAUCUGAACGGUCAUGCACAUCCAAUUGUGGAGGAAUAUUUUUCAUGAUAGGAGUAGGUUUCAGCUUCCUGGUUUCUUGGAUCUUCAUGUUGGUGGUGCUGAUACUCUUUUUAGUGGGAGGGAAUACUUAUACCCUUGUUUGUGAACCUUGGCAAAGUGGGGAGCUCAUCCGGGUUGUUGGUACUCCAGGGGUGAUUCCAGGAUUUGACCUUUCCACUACUAUGAAUUUGAAGACAAACCUGACAAUUGUUGAUGUGUACAGUGAUUGCCAAAUGAAUAAGUCAUUAUGGACCACCCUUCAUUUGUAUGAGAUCAUCAAUCUAAACGACUAUCUGAGUAUUUCAAAGUACACAGGGAACAUCUAUAACUCCUUUGACAGUGCACAAAUUAACAUAACAAAUAUCACAAUCCUCACUUCAGAGACAGAGUCCCAGAUACACAAUUUCUCCAACAGUGCCACCAGUACGAACUUUAGCAGCAUCAUGCAGCAGAUCAGUGAUAUUUCAGAUAUUAAUUUAAUAUCAUCUGCACAAGAUCUGGAGGAUUUGGCCUCCAAACAGAGCAACCAAACUAUCAAGAAUGAACUAAAUAGUGAAGCUAAAGAACUGCGAGACAUCCAGACUGCAAUUUCUUCAACUAUCAUGCCUUCGCUGCUCGAUCUGAACUCCACCAUUAAGAAUCUAAGUGCAACAGCAUCACAAAUCAAUGGAACUGUGGAGAAUGUUUUAAAAAAAGUUGCUAUUGCUCAGGACAUUUUGAACUACAACAUAUCACAGAUAGUGAAAACUGGGAGCAAGGCAUUCAUAGAUUGUCAAUUGAACAUCUUUACGACAUUUGUUCAGUGGGCGAAUCAAACGAUUACACAGCAGCUGGGGGCUUGUGGGCCUGCGGCUAAAGCGAUCAAUAGAUCAGAAGAUCUGGUCUGUAAACACCUGGUGGGAAGUUUGAAUGGCUUUUGGUUCAGUUUGGGCUGGUGUAUGAUGUUCUUGAUCCCCAGCAUUAUUUUCUCAGUUAAACUGGCCAAGUUCUACCGCAGGAUGGAGUGCACAGAUGUUUAUGAGAACAAAGUCAUGAUGAAUCCUUUUCCAAGGGCCCAACUCGACCCUAAGAUAAAUACAUAACGUGUAAUGAUUUAUACACACUAACCCACCAAUUGAUGAACGUAUAUACUUUACAAUCACGAGAUGUUUGUGCCAUUUCCAGUUAUUUCUUUUGGUUGUUAUUUUAAAUACUGUUUUUUUAAAUUGGCAUUGAAUGUACAAAAUGUAAAGUCAAAGAUGGACUUUUUAAGUGAAGGAUGAGUCUACUAUAUUUUAGAUGUGGUGGAUUCAUAAACUCAUUUUCUUUGUGUCAAAAUGUUUUAGCAUGUGUUUUUAACAUUUUGAUUAAAGGUGCAGUGUGUAUUUUUUAGAAGGAUCUCUUGACAGAAAUGCAAAAUAAUUUAUACAUCUAUAUUAUCAGGGGUGUAUAAAGCCUUGCAUAAUGAACUGUUAUGUGUUUAUUACCUUAGAAUGAGACGUUUUUAUCUACACACACAGAGGGUCCCCUUACAUGGAAGUCGCCAUUUUGUGCCGCCAUGUUUCUACCGAAGCCUUUAACGAACAAACUUUGGGACAAAGUUGUCUCCGACAAUGAUGUGUUUGUCCGGUGGCGGCUACCGUAGCUUCUCUAUGUGUUUCAAAAGCGAGGGGUGAGCAGUGGACUGAGCCGUUGGUUGCAAUUAUCAACCUCACCACUAGAUGCCGCUAAAAUUUACACACUGCACCUUUAAAUGUUUAAAAAAAUCUAACUGUUACUGUCAUAUUUUUUAUGCAGCAAUUAUGUGAAUUUAAGGUUUAGAGAGCACUUUAUUAAACAAAAAAAGAAAAUUGUAUAUAUAUUUCUAUAUAUAUAUAUAUAUACAGUGAGAAAUAUUGAGAUACUGUUAUUGACGUUAUAGAUGUGUUGUUUUUCUUUUAAUAUGAAACAUUUCCACGAGAUGCUUGUUGUAAUGAUCAAUUGAAUAAAUAGACACUGCAGGUAGUGAC
Misgurnus anguillicaudatus (oriental weatherfish) is the source of this 3791-nucleotide messenger RNA. The record is from RefSeq and is a predicted model, not a curated record. Lineage: Eukaryota; Metazoa; Chordata; Actinopteri; Cypriniformes; Cobitidae.